Cuscuta campestris is the source of this 1433-nucleotide messenger RNA. NCBI's taxonomy places the organism in Eukaryota, Viridiplantae, Streptophyta, Magnoliopsida, Solanales, Convolvulaceae. The record is from the annotation of a GenBank genome assembly.
AGCUGCCCCCAAUUGAAUACAAAAUUAAAUUAAAAAACACAUAAUGGUUGAACCAUUUUUCUCCCUUUUCCACCAAGCUUCACUCACAACAUUUAAUUCAACCUUUGGUCUUUCAGUUUCAAGCCAUUUGUAUAAAGCCAUGCAGGCAUCUAUUAGCUUUUCAUGCAUAAAAAAACAAAAAAAAAGUCAAAACUUUCUUGUUAAUCAUAUACCUCAGGCUAUGGCCAAAGCAAGUUUUUCUUCCCCUUCCACUGGCCUCUGCUUUGUUUUAUCAGGUCUGCUGAUGAUGAUGAUUGAAGCGGCAGAAGCAGCGGCUCCGGCGUUCUUUGUGUUUGGCGACUCCCUGGUGGACAGCGGCAACAAUAACUACUUGGCUACCACCGCUAGGGCGGAUUCGCCCCCCUAUGGGGUUGAUUACCCUACGCAUAGACCCACGGGCCGUUUCUCUAAUGGCCUUAACAUCCCUGACAUCAUCAGUCAGAAGAUUGGUGCUUCAGAAUCCCCACUGCCUUACUUGAGUCCACAGUUUGGAGGGCAAAGAAUGCUUGUUGGGGCUAACUUUGCAUCAGCUGGGAUUGGAAUUCUCAAUGACACCGGUGUCCAAUUUGUGAAUAUUAUUAGGAUGCCCUUACAGCUGGCCUACUUUGGUGAGUACCAACGCCGUGUGAGCGCAUUGAUAGGUGCAGACCGCACCAAGAAGCUUGUGAACCAAGCCCUCGUUCUCAUCACCGUUGGAGGGAAUGAUUUUGUGAACAAUUACUAUCUUGUCCCUAACUCUAUAAGGUCCCAGCAGUAUGCUCUAAAAGAUUAUGUCCCCUUUCUCAUCUCUGAAUACAGAAAAAUAUUGAUGAGGCUCUAUGACCUGGGAGCUCGAAGGGUGAUUGUGACAGGAACAGGACCACUAGGUUGUGUGCCAUCAGAACUAGCGCAACGAAGCAGGAAUGGAGAGUGUGCAGCUGAACUGCAGCGCGCCGCAUCACUUUUCAACCCACAGCUUAUUCAAAUGUUACAAGGACUCAAUGGAAAACUAGGCAGAAACGUUUUCACUGCUGCAAAUACGCAACUAAUACACAACGAUUUCGUUAGCAACCCUCUGGCAUUUGGGUUUGCUAGUUCUAAGGUUGCUUGUUGUGGACAAGGACCCUAUAACGGCCUCGGCCUCUGCACAGCAUUGUCUAACUUGUGCUCAAACAGGGAGCAGUAUGCAUUCUGGGAUGCAUUCCACCCGUCAGAAAAGGCAAACAAGCUCAUUGUCCAACAAAUCAUGGGUGGCACCACCAAGUACAUGACUCCCAUGAAUCUCAGCACUCUCCUGGCCUUGGAUUCUACGGUAUAAAUUCAUGUUCUGAGAGAUUCAUCUGGUUUCUUUCACAUUUAUUUCGCUUCAACUUACUCUUGGUGGUAAUAAUUAAUAAUGAAUAAGUUUUUAAUGC